Messenger RNA from Xenia sp. Carnegie-2017, 1804 nucleotides. Its product is annotated as E3 ubiquitin-protein ligase TRIM38-like. Bases 143 to 1804 code for a protein of 553 amino acids. NCBI's taxonomy places the organism in Eukaryota, Metazoa, Cnidaria, Anthozoa, Malacalcyonacea, Xeniidae. The transcript has 3 exons. Gene Ontology annotation, molecular function: protein binding; metal ion binding. The record is from RefSeq and is a predicted model, not a curated record.
UACUACUUUAACGUCAUCAAACACGACAUGCGCAGAACGCGUUGUAAAUGUAAAAUAUGGGAUAGCCCCAUUGAGUCUUAUAGAACUUAAUUGAUAGCCCUAUAUCAAAAUUUUGUCUUUUGAGGCAAGGAAGACGUAUGAAAUGGCUUGUCGUCCUAAUGUUUACGAAAGUGGAUAUGAAGAAUCGAGAUUUAAUACUGUUGUUGAUGAAAAUUUUUACUGUUCCAUUUGUCUGAAUGUCAUGAAAGAUGCCAGAAUGUGCCAUAAUCAACACAAUUUUUGUCGUAAAUGUAUUGAAGAGCAUAUACGAGUUAAUGCCCAAAGAUGUCCUCAAUGUCAAGAUGAUUUAACUGUAGCUUCGCUUCAUCCAGCGCGUGUUAUAAAUAAAAUGAUUUCAAAGUUAAAGAUCAACUGCGACUACGCCAGUCGUGGUUGUCAUGAAUUUAUAAAUGUCGAAGAUCUUGAAAGACAUGUUGAAAAUUGUGGCUUUGCUCCAGUGUUGUGUUCUAAUGAAGGUUGUGGUCUGGAAAUAAACAAACGAGACAAGAUUAAACAUGAAACUGAAUUAUGUGAAUACAGAAAGAUUGCUUCUCACGACUUUCGAGAGAUUAGCGAAAUGUUUCAACGAAGUUUUGAAGACAAAAUGGAAAUGGAAAUGCAAAUGAGCAACUUAAGCAGGAAAAUAGACGAAAAAUUUAUUGAAGUAAAAGAAUCAGUGAAACCAUUUACACCUCAGUGUACAAAAAUACAGAAAGAAAUAAAAGAUGUUCAACAAAAUCUUUCUACAGUGACCCAAGAAAUUAUGGAAUCAAGGAAAGAAAUAAAAGAUGUUCAACAAAAUCUUUCUGCAAUGAAUAUAAUUGAACCACUUGUUCAAACAUUGACAUCAUCAAUUGAAAUGGUGAUGAACUCUGUAAAAUGUGAUAUUUUCAUUGCUGGAGGUCACUCACGGGGUUCCUCAAAGAGUGUUGAAAUAUUUUCAUGGAAGGAGAAGAAAUGGUUUAACAUUGCAUCAAUGGAAAAUGAACACAGGUGGGCUUCAUCAUUUAUUUAUAAUGAUAAUUUAUUUGUUGUUGGAGGAUAUCGCUGUAAGUCAAUGGAGACAUUGAAUAUAAAACAGUCACCUUUGACAUGGAAGACAUUUCCUGCAGAGCUUCCUUAUGGAUGUCAAGGUCAUCAAACUGUUGUUUGUAAACAACAAAUCUUUCACAUUGGAGGAGACAUUCAUGGUAAAGGAACAUCAGAUUUGAUCAGUGAACUAAACAUCACUGGUACAACAUCUUAUGUUUUCAAAGAGUUGUGUCAUAUGCCUGAACCAUGUUUGUGCCAUGGAGCUGUUGUUGUUGAUGAUAAAGUUCUUAUUUUUGGAGGAUGGGGAAAAAAUAGCAAAGUUUUGUCCAGUGUUUUGGAAUUUGAUCCAAGGACUCUUACAUUUAAGGAAAUGCCUCCAUUACCUCAUCCAUUGACUGAGAUGGCAACAGUUCAAUGGAGAGAUCAAGUUGUUCUUCUUGGAGGUGAUGAUGAUAAAAGAGAAAGUUUGAACAGUGUUAUCAUGUAUGACAUCAAAACAGGUAAAAUUACAGUCUUACCAUCCAUGUUGGAAAAGAGAUCUCAGUGUUGUGCAGUUAUAACUGGUGAUACAAUUGUUGUCAUGGGAGGUAGAAAUGAUAAAUGGGAAGAACUUAAUUCAGUAGAGUGUUUUAAAAUGGGAAAUAGUUCUUCAUGGACAUAUUUUCCUUCAAUGAACAAGCCACGAUAUGGGUCCAUGGCCAAAGUUGUACCUUUUGGACAAAAGUAUGUAUAA